CAAUAGGGUGAGGAGUGGGGUGGUGUUGCACUGUGCAGACUGCUCUGGUUGGGAGAAGGAGAAUGGAGAAAGGGACGGCGGCUGCGGAGGCGCCGGUGCCAAGAGUGGGGGUGGUGGUCUUCUUGUUGAAGGGGAAAUCGGUUCUUCUGGGGAAGCGGCGCUCCUCCAUCGGUGAUUCCACUUUUGCACUCCCGGGCGGCCACCUCGAGUUUGGGGAGAGCUUUGAGGAAUGUGGUGCCAGAGAGUUGAUGGAAGAAACUGGAUUGGGGAUCGAGAAAGUAGAGUUGUUAACAGUCACAAACAACCUGUUUCUAGAGGAACCAAAACCGUCCCAUUACGUGACAAUCUUCUUGCGUGCAGUGUUGGCAGAUCCUGAGCAAGUGCCCCAAAACCUUGAGCCAGGCAAGUGUGAUGGAUGGGAUUGGUAUGAGUGGGAUAACCUCCCUACACCCCUGUUUUGGCCAUUACAGAAAAUGGUGCAAGAGGGCUUUAAUCCCUUUCCGAUUUGCUCCAAUUCCUAGGGAUUAUACUAUUUUCUCUGUGUUCAUGAAUCAUGUAAUAUAUGUAGGUAUUGAACGAGUGAUUGAGUCAGGGCUUUCAAUCUCGUCUUUUUAAGGGAAAACUUCCUCAAACUACUACCACCUAAUUAACAAUGAUUCUUAAGUCAUUGCUAAGAAUUCUUC
Messenger RNA from Corylus avellana, 683 nucleotides. It is a transcript of the gene NUDX1, whose product is annotated as nudix hydrolase 1. Gene Ontology annotation, biological process: dGTP catabolic process. Gene Ontology annotation, molecular function: 8-oxo-7,8-dihydrodeoxyguanosine triphosphate pyrophosphatase activity. Gene Ontology annotation, cellular component: cytosol. The record is from RefSeq and is a predicted model, not a curated record. NCBI's taxonomy places the organism in Eukaryota, Viridiplantae, Streptophyta, Magnoliopsida, Fagales, Betulaceae.